This is a messenger RNA of Gadus chalcogrammus (walleye pollock), 3253 nucleotides long. RefSeq names its product extracellular calcium-sensing receptor-like. Gene Ontology annotation, molecular function: G protein-coupled receptor activity. The record is from RefSeq and is a predicted model, not a curated record. The coding region runs from base 680 to 3253 and encodes 857 amino acids. Gene Ontology annotation, cellular component: membrane. The transcript is spliced from 7 exons. Gene Ontology annotation, biological process: G protein-coupled receptor signaling pathway. Lineage: Eukaryota; Metazoa; Chordata; Actinopteri; Gadiformes; Gadidae.
UAAGGAAAAUUCCGCGCAGUAUCAUACGUUCUCCCGCUUUCGAGCGGAGGAGCUAAAUGUGGGCGGGUCUAAAAGUUUAACCCAUGGUUUUAUCCUCUCGGGCGCCAUCUGGUGGCGGAGAUCCGGCAGCACAUUCUCAAACAUCAAUACAGCACAGCACAGCACAAUGACUUACCGGUAAUAUGGAAAAGGGUUCAUGCAUUUGAUAGACUUAGACAUUCCUACUUUUAACUUGUCAUUUCAAAUGUCUUUUUUAGUAUAGACACAUAUUAUUUCGUACACUCGCACACAAUUAUAUUAGCUAAGUCAAAUAAACCAAAGACAGAAGCGGGAGAACGUAUUUCCGUCUGGUCCAUGAUACUGCGCGGAAUUUUCCUUAAAUGUGGGCUGGCUUAAACGUUUAAGCCCGCCCACAUUUAGCUCCUCCGCUCGAAAGCGGGAGAACGUAUGAUACUGCGCGGAAUUUUCCUUAAAUGUGGGCGGAGUUAAACGUUUAAGCCCGCCCACAUUUAGCUCCUCCUCGAUCUGCGAGCUGCAGUCAGGGGUUACUCGCCGGAGCCACGCUGCCUGCUGCCGAGGUACCACCCCCUCGGAUAUCCAUCCCUCAGUGCUCCCACAGCGGGCAGCGGGCGGUGGGUGGUGCCUCGGUACCUGACCACGAUUGCUCCGGCUGUGAGGUAUGCUCUCCACACAGAGGUGGUCAGAGCAGGGUUUGGCGCUUCUACAGCUUUUGCUAGUGGCGUCUUUCUCCAAGUCUGAGGAGCGAGUGUGCAGCCUGAUGGGGGAGCCAGAGGAGCCCCAGCUCUUCAAGACUGGAGACAUCAUCUUCGGUGGAAUCUUCUCCUUCCACAGCAGCUGGACGAACAUGAAGUCUACCUACGUGCACAGACCACUACCACUGCAGUGCACAAGUCUGAAUUUCAGAGCGUUCCAGUUUGCCCAGUCAAUGCUGUUUGCCAUUGAGGAGAUAAACAACAGCACAGAGAUUCUGCCUGGCAUUACACUAGGCUAUAAGAUGUAUGAUGUAUGUGGUUCGAUUGCACGGGCAGUUAGAGUCGCCCUGUCUUUGAUAAAUGGCAAUGAGGAAACGGCCUCCAUGUCUGAGAGACCUUGCAGUGGAUCUGUCCCUGCCAUUAUAGGAGUGACCUCGUCAUCUCCUUGCAUGGCAAUAUCCACCGUCAUCGGACCUUUUCACACUCCAUUGGUCAGCCACUUUGCCACAUGUGCUUGUCUUAGCGACAAAAUCAAGUAUCCAUCCUUCCUCAGAACCAUACCCAGUGACUACUACCAGAGUAGAGCCCUAGCCCAAAUGGUGAAGCACUUUGGAUGGACCUGGGUAGGGGCUAUUAGAUCAAACGAUGACUAUGGGAACAAUGGAAUGGCCAUAUUCAAAGACACAGCAACACAGCUCGGCAUCUGUCUUGAGUACUCAUUGCCUUUUGUCCGGACAGAUCCACCAGAACAAAAGCAGAAGAUUAUAGAGACUAUUAAGGGUUCUACUUCCAAAGUUAUUAUUGCGUUCCUCAAUCAUAUGGAUAUGGAAGUACUAAUAGAGGAGUUUGCCCACCACAACCUCACAGGGCACCAAUGGGUAGGCACUGAGGGAUGGAUAUCAGAUUCUCAAAUUGCUAUUGCGAAGGGCAACUACAUCCUUGAAGGCUCUAUUGGCCUGGCCAUCCGAAAGGCCCAUGUCACUGGUCUGAGGGAGUUCAUGUUGGAUGUGAAGCCACUCAACUCUUCUGGAAAUAAAUUGUUCACAGAGUUCUGGGAGACAGCCUUUGGAUGUAUAUUUAAUAAUAUAAAGCCAGCGGGAGAAAACAGGGAACACUGUACUGGUCAUGAAGAUCUCAGAGGGAUAAAAAACAGCUUCAAUGACAUGUCACUUAUGCCUAUCUUUAACAAUGUAUAUAAAGCAGUGUAUGCAGUUGCACACACUCUUCAUAAUAUUCUUGGCUGUGAAGAAAUGUGCAGCAACACUAUAGCAUCAGAUCAGCAAGUGAUUUUGAAGCGUUUGAAAGAGAUAAUGUUUAAAACCAAAGAGGGAGAGGAGGUUUACUUUAAUGAGUAUGGAGACCCAGCUGCAAAGUAUGACAUCAUAAACUGGCAGCCCAAGAAGGAUGGCAGUGUGGAGUUUGUAACUAUCGGCCUCUAUGAUGCGUCUAAACCUGAAGAAAAACAAUUAAAUCUAGACAACCUAACCUUUACUUGGGCAAAUAACUCAAAACAGGUACCUAUUUCAGUCUGUAGUGGGACAUGUGCUUUGGGAACUCGCAAGGUCCUCCAGAAAGGAAAGCCUGUCUGCUGCUAUGACUGUAUACCGUGUGCAGAAGGCGAAGUCAGUAACAUGACAGAUUCUAUCACUUGUGUGCGAUGUCAUCCUGAGUUCUGGUCCAAUGAGGGAAGAGAUGAAUGUGAGAAAAAGGAAACUGAGUUUUUGUCAUAUACCGAAAUCAUGGGGACAAUUCUCACAGUGUCUUCCUUGUUAGGAGCCUGCUUGACUGCUACAGUGGCAUUCAUUUUCUUCAGACAUAGGAAUACUCCAAUAGUCAAGGCCAACAACUCUGAGCUGAGCUUCCUGCUGCUCUUCUCCUUGACUCUUUGUUUCCUCUGUUCUCUGACCUUCAUCGGCCGUCCCUCAGACUGGUCCUGUAUGCUUCGCCACACAGCGUUUGGGAUCACCUUUGUCCUCUGUAUCUCUUGUGUUCUGGGGAAAACUCUUGCCGUGUUGAUGGCCUUUAAGGCUACACUACCUGGUAGUAAUCUAAUGAAAUGGUUUGGACCACGUCGACAAAGAAUCGUUGUUUUAGCUUUUACUUUUAUACAAAUUGUGAUUUGUAUAGUUUGGCUAACCUCCAACCCUCCUCAUCCGUUCAAGAAUUUAAGGCAUUUUAAAGAUAGGAUAAUUCUAGAAUGUGCAUUAGGAUCCCCUAUAGGGUUCUGGGCUGUGUUGGGGUACAUAGGACUCUUAGCUUUAUUAUGUUUCAUGCUGGCUUUUCUGGCCAGAAAGCUGCCAGAUAACUUCAAUGAGGCCAAAUUCAUCACCUUCAGUAUGUUGAUAUUCUGUGCAGUCUGGCUCACCUUCAUCCCUGCUUAUGUCAGUUCUCCUGGGAAGUUCAGUGUUGCCGUCGAAAUAUUUGCUAUCCUGGCCUCUAGUUUUGGGUUACUAUUUUGUAUUUUUAUUCCAAAGUGCUACAUAAUAUUGUUGAAACCAGAACGAAACACAAAAAAGAAUAUGAUGGAUAAAAAGAGUUAG